AUGGGUCGUAUGAAUAUUGGCCUAAUGCGCUAUCUACAAGGCGAACAUUUCCGAGUGUUAAUUGCGAUAGAAAUGGGCAUGAAGAAUCAUGAGCUGGUACCGCUGCAGUUGAUUUCUUCAAUUGCUGGUUAUCAUCGUGGGGCAGUAUCGCGUACUCUAUCAGAUCUGCAGAAGAAUUCAUUGGUGUUAUUUACACGAGGAAAACGAUGUGUGUGA
Molecule: messenger RNA, 216 nt
Organism: Anisakis simplex (herring worm)
Lineage: Eukaryota; Metazoa; Nematoda; Chromadorea; Rhabditida; Anisakidae
Source: the annotation of a GenBank genome assembly